Cyclocybe aegerita is the source of this 735-nucleotide messenger RNA. NCBI's taxonomy places the organism in Eukaryota, Fungi, Basidiomycota, Agaricomycetes, Agaricales, Hemipholiotaceae. The record is from the annotation of a GenBank genome assembly.
AUGGGUGCCGUAACUCCAAACCCCAAAGCUAUAAAACGACGGACCACCUCACUCUGGACCACCAACACAGCUCCCCUUGAGCUCAGUUGUACGACGUCGAAUUUUACCAGUCCACUAGCUUCCUCUUACUCUCCACAAGUUGUCAACAUGAAAUUCUUAUUCUCUGCCAUCGUUGCCGCCGUCACCAUUGUGGGCACCAAUGCCAUUCCCAGCCCUCAAGGCGGGACAUUCUGCACGGCUGUCUGCCGCCCUGUCAAACCCGUCUGCCCUGCCGGACAGGCCCCCACCGGCUCCGAGGGCUGUUGGGGUUGCUGUGUUCCCAGUCCAGCUCUUCCCAUCAAACCGAAGACGACCGACGACCCGACCAUCUGUGCUGCCGUCUGCCGCGAAGAGGAGCCCGUCUGCCCUGCCGGCGAGAAAGCUACGGGAGGACCAGGCUGUUGGGGAUGCUGCCAGCCCGUGAAUACCCUCCCAGCUCGACAGGACGCGUGUACCACCGUCUGCCGCCCCGAAAAGCCGGUCUGCGAUGCUGGUGAGGCACCUACCGGGUCCGAGGGAUGCUGGGGAUGCUGCGAACCGAUUGCUCCAGUCGCGUUGAAGGAGGUCACGUCGAACACGACCGAAUCUGAUGAUAGGAUGUGUCUCACUGUCUGCCUUGAAGAAGAGCCGGUCUGUCCCCCGGGCGAGAAGCCAAGGGGAGCGCCAGGAUGCUGGGGAUGCUGCGAACCUGCCUAA